CUCCCAGCGGCCCCCGCGGCUUCCGGUUGGCAAGAUGGUGGCGCGCAGGAGGAAACGUGGGGCGCGGGACCCGGAGCAGGGAAUUCCGAGCCCGCCAGGUUACUCAGCCAUCCCGAUCAAGUUCUCGGAAAAGCAGCAGGCUUCUCACUACCUCUAUGUGAGAGAGCACAGAGUUCGAGAAGGCACCAAGUCUUCCUGGCCUCAGAAGCGGACCCUUUUUGUCCUCAAUGUGCCCCCAUACUGCACAGAGGAGUGCCUGUCCCGCCUCUUCUCCCCCUGUGGCCCCGUCCAGUCCGUGCAGUUACAGGAGAAGCCAGACCUCACUGACAGCGCAGAGGAGCCAAAGUCAAAGUUUUUUCACCCCACGCCCGUUCUGGGCUUCCAGGUGGCCUACGUGGUGUUCCAGAAGCCAGGUGGGGUGUCUGCUGCCUUAGUCCUCAAGGGCCCUUUACUGGCCUCGACAGAGAGUCACCCUGUGAAGAGCGGCAUCCACAAGUGGAUCAGCAGCUACGCAGACUCGGUGCCAGACCCUGAGGCCUUGAGGGCCGAAGUGGACACGUUCAUGGAGGCGUAUGACAAGAGGAUAGCUGAGGAGGAGGCCAAGGCCAAGGAGGAGGAAGGGGUUCCGGACGAGGAGGGCUGGGUGAAGGUGACCCGUCGGGGCCGGCGGCCCGUGCUGCCGCGGACAGAGGCGGCCAGCCUGCGGGUGCUGGACAGGGAGAGGCGGAAGCGCGCCCGCAAGGAGCUUCUCAACUUUUACGCCUGGCAGCACCGAGAGACCAAGAUGGAGCAUCUAGCCCAGCUGCGUAAGAAGUUCGAGGAAGACAAGCAGAGGAUCGAGCUGAUGCGGGCACAGCGCAAGUUCCGACCCUACUGAGCCGAGCUGGUCCCGGGGCUCCACAGAGGGGCAGUGAGCGGUGGCAGUGUGUGGCCGGGGAGGACAUGAAGGCCUGGAACACUCGUCCCAGACUGCCCAGGCCCGGGGGCUGCCACAUCAACCCCC
Molecule: messenger RNA, 1003 nt
Organism: Lontra canadensis (Northern American river otter)
Lineage: Eukaryota; Metazoa; Chordata; Mammalia; Carnivora; Mustelidae
Gene: RRP7A
Product: ribosomal RNA processing 7 homolog A
Exons: 7
Coding region: 35-877 (280 amino acids)
Biological process (GO): ribosomal small subunit assembly; rRNA processing
Cellular component (GO): CURI complex; UTP-C complex
Molecular function (GO): nucleic acid binding
Source: RefSeq, a predicted model, not a curated record